Messenger RNA from Colletotrichum abscissum, 2145 nucleotides. Its product is annotated as DASH family cryptochrome. Gene Ontology annotation, biological process: photoreactive repair. The record is from RefSeq and is a predicted model, not a curated record. Lineage: Eukaryota; Fungi; Ascomycota; Sordariomycetes; Glomerellales; Glomerellaceae. The coding region runs from base 1 to 2145 and encodes 714 amino acids. Gene Ontology annotation, molecular function: deoxyribodipyrimidine photo-lyase activity; damaged DNA binding; FAD binding. The transcript has 2 exons.
AUGGCGGCGUCCAAUAUCCUCAUUUACCUGCUCCGGCACGAUCUUCGCAUUGCGGAUAAUCCUAUUCUUCACCAUCUCGUAACCGCGUCUGACCACGGAUUCACACAUGUUCUCCCUGUCUACGUAUUCCCAGCACACCAGAUCGAGAUUUCCGGCCUCUUACGCGAAGGAAGCAAGUCCCCUUACCCAGAAGCUCGCAGCGAGAUUGGCAAGUUCUGGCGGUGUGGACCUCAUCGAACAAAGUUCAUUGCUCAGUCUGUUUGGAAUGUCAAGGAAUCCCUCGAAGGCGUAGGAAGUGGCCUGGCUUUACGCGCAGGCAGGUUCGGUGAUGUCGUUGGCGACCUUCUUCAAGGAUUCGCAGACAAACGCCAAAAGGUUGGAGCGGUCUGGAUGGUCGAGGAAGAAGCUAUUGAAGAGAAGAAGGAUGAGAAGGCAGUGGCCAAAGCCUGCGAGAAGCACGGUGUUGAAUUCAAAACCUGGCUGGACGAGAAAUACUUUAUUGACGACCGCGACCUCGGCUUCAAAACCCCCAGCGACCUCGCAGACGUUUUCACAGCCUUCAGAAAGACCCAAGAGCCGCUCCGCGAGAAACCGAGACCCACGCUGGCUCGCCCUGCAAAGGGUUCCCUUCCACCUUUUCCUGAGCACUCCGCUAUCCCUCCCCAGCAAGCACCGUUCCAGAUCCCAUCCACCUACGAUGCCCUGGAGUCUGGUCUUCUUACGCCCUUGAAGUGUCCCUUCGAUCAAGAGCCAAAGUUUCCAGAGAAGGCGACUUCAGUUCAUCCGUUCAGCGGUGGCGAGGAUGUCGGAAUUGAGCGUUUGGAUCACCUUGUCAAGUCAGGCGCCAUGUCUAGCUACAAGGACACUCGUAACGGCCUGCUCGGAGUCGACUUCAGCACCAAACUUUCAGCUUACCUAUCACUGGGAUGCUUGACGGGACGCCAGAUCCAUGAGGCUCUGGUCAAGUUUGAAGACGGACAGGAUGCCAAGUUCAAAGAUACGCCAGGUUACGGGAAGGGGGAAAAUGACGGAACCAAGGCUGUGCGAUUCGAACUUCUAUGGCGUGACUACAUGCGUCUUUGCACGAAGAAGUUUAGAGGACAGCUUUUCCGCGUCACUGGCUUCAAGGCCGACAAGACACCUAAGUGGAAGUCUGCGGACCCUAAGCACGUGGUUUCGGACGACAACCUCGGUGCUUCGCCGGACGAGAUCCAAAAGACCCUGAACAGGUUCCUUGAGGGAAACACCGGCAUGGGGUUGAUUGAUGCUUCGCAACGCGAGCUGUACCACACUGGCUACACAUCCAACAGAGCUCGUCAAAACGUGGCUUCCUUCUUAACCAAGCAUCUCGGUAUCGACUGGCGGUACGGAGCCGAAUGGUACGAGUAUCUUCUUGUCGACUACGACGUCAGCUCGAACUGGUCCAACUGGCAGUAUGUUGCUGGCGUCGGCAAUGACCCUCGUGGUGACAACAGGAUCUUCAAUCCUGUUAAGCAAGCUUUCGACUAUGACAAAGACGGAGAGUACGUCAAGGCUUGGGUUGUUGAAACUCGAAAGGUUGGAAAGCUGGAGAAUGUGUUCCAACUCUGGACUACACCGGCAGAUGAGCUCGAACGUCUCGGUUUGAAUAAGAAUGUCAUGGUUACAGACCCCAUUAAGAAGAUUGAUUUCUCGGUGGAAGGGAAACCAAAGACUGGCAGGAGGCAGUAUAACAAUCGCCGAAGGGGUCGAGGCAAUUCCCAUCAGAGUAACGGGUCUAACGGUGGGCCAUCACGAGGACCUCCACCAGGAUCAGGAAGCUCUAACGGAGGCUACGGUCACUCGAAUGGUGCUUCAGACCAAGGUUCGACAAGCCACUCUUCAUCUAGGUCGCCACCCAAUGGCCCCCAGGGAUACCGUACCAACAGAGGAAAUGGCGGGUUCCGUGGCGAUUCCCGCGGUGGUUAUCGUGGCGGACGGGGUGGCCGAGGUGGAGGUGACGGCAGCAGCGGCGGAAGUGGAGGAGGUUACCGAGGGGGUCGUGGAUCGUUUGGAGGUGGCAGGGGAGGAGGUUUCAACACCUACCACAUUGCCAACAUGUACCCCUUGGCAAACAAUCAGCCGCGGCCACAGUGGACAACAGCGGCGUCUUUACAACAGUCGUAG